UUUUGAUUGUAAAAUCUUACUCGGGUUGAUUGAUAAAGCUAAUAUAUCACACAAACACUUUAGUGAUACGAUAAAUUGGGUAUAAGUAAUGGAAGUCUUCAAAGACUCCGCUUUUGAAGAAGCUUCGCGGUCUUUCCAAUUUGAUAUAAUAUUAAUUUGCUCUCAAAUUGGAGCACAGAAUCAAGUCUCUCGGUCCAUAGCGUUUCGCACAUACUAUGAAUUUGGUAUCCGUCUAGUUUUCUUUUUAAUGCUGUACUUCUUUUAGCGGAUGC
Acanthoscelides obtectus is the source of this 272-nucleotide messenger RNA. The record is from the annotation of a GenBank genome assembly. Lineage: Eukaryota; Metazoa; Arthropoda; Insecta; Coleoptera; Chrysomelidae.